This is a messenger RNA of Cryptococcus deneoformans JEC21, 1832 nucleotides long. RefSeq lists its product as hypothetical. The transcript has 6 exons. NCBI's taxonomy places the organism in Eukaryota, Fungi, Basidiomycota, Tremellomycetes, Tremellales, Cryptococcaceae. The coding region runs from base 390 to 1547 and encodes 385 amino acids. The record is from RefSeq and is a predicted model, not a curated record.
UCGUGCUUAGGCGAUGAAAAGCAAGGGAUGUUCCAUCAACAGCGAUCAUGCGUCGGCUAGAGAUGGCUAACUAAUUAAUAGAAAAAUGCGAAGGUUCUAGCAUGAACACAUCUGCUACGUCCGUAUCCCGAGGCGUAGCGUCAUCAGGUCGAGCUAUGUAAAAGGGUAAAAAGGACACCUCCAACACAAGGGAAACCAUGAAAGGAUGAGCAUUGAUGCAAUCGCAGUAGAUCCCCGAGAGCUCACUUAGAACCUCCUUAUAUAUCAGCUAUUAUUGGUAGGCCUCAAUAUGAGCUUACUUGGCUGGCUAGAUCCUGCUGCUUGUCGAUCCCACCUCGUUUCGUCCUUCAGCUUUCCUUGAUUGUCGACUAACAAAUUCGCCAGGCGCGAUGCCCACGCUCUUUACCGUCUUGACGAUUCUCAACUCCCUUUUGGCCUUGGGAGUCGAGGCAUAUGAAGUUUUAUAUGAACUUCAGGGGGCCACUGGGACUGUAUACUAUGACUAUGGUUGGGAAAAUACUGGGGACCAAUGCGCAGCUCGUUUUGGUGCUGGUUGGGCUUCAGACCAGACAGCUUACCCAGGCUGUGAACAAAAUGGGCCCACGCAGACAGACUUGAAGACAAAUAGGAUAGUUGCCAUGAACCAAUCAUGGAUGGAGGGCGACAAGAGUGCAUGGUGUGGUAAAGAAGUUAAGGUAUUCAAGGAGGAUGGAACUGAGCUUGUUUACGAUGAGCCGCUCGUCCUCUGGGACACCUGUGCGGAAUGCGCCAUUCAUGUGAAGAUUGACUUCGGUGUUGGUCCUUACGUUUUACUGGACUCGGAGGACUGCGGCACUACGGCCAUGAACCCAACUGGGCUCACCGUCCAGGUCGUCGACAACCAAAUUUGGGCGCCUGCUCCGGGGUCUGAUUCUUACUCCCCAACAUCUGCGUCCACACUGUAUACAGGAGGGCUGUACAAUUUCCCUAGCUCUGGCACAUUGUCCAAACCUUGGGGUGCUACUAUCAGUGGAGACGCAGCGGGAGAUCCAGUAGUAAUUGCAACAGCCGAUAGUCAAGGAGUCGCUCCCACUGGAGGGGAUAUUGAAGAUGUUAGUGUCACAGCGACCGCUACAGGGCUUGCGAAAUCAGCAACAGGAGCAGCUACCAGUGCUGGGAUGUCAAGCGCGAAAAUUACUUCUCAGCCAGAGGCUACAUCUGAUCUUUCCACGUCUUCUACCCCAAUAACGUCAGCUUGGUUUGCGUCAGACGAAGUUUCCGUUACUGCCAUCAUCACAUCCGCCGCCGCUGCUGUUCUGUCCGUCACUUCUGCUGCUCUUGACCAGACUUCGGAUGUUGUUGCUUUGCAAAGCGUGUCGUCCACCGAAACGAUCACUUGUACGGAUAACGAAGGUACCGGAUACAAUGCGGGGGAUCAUAUAUGUGAAGGUAACCAGCUAAUGAUUUGUGCCAACACUCAAUCAGGAUCGAGCGCCGUCAACUGGGUGGUCCAGAAUACAUGUCUCAGUCGAUGUUUAGUUUGCGAUACUACUAUUGUCUGCAAUUGACAGUAACAUCAUUUAACGGAAAUACUAUAUAUUGCAUAAAACAGAUGAACUUCGAAAUGCGCAUACUUUUGUCAGCUGUGCUCUCUGAAUACUUUUACUUGGUACUAGCCUGUAAAACAUGCUCAUAUGGAUGUCUGGGUGCCAGGCUAACCAUGACUCCUUGAGGGUCAAUAGCCUACCUUUGUAUAUAAUAGCCCUUUCAUCGCAAGGGUCAAAAGAACAUAUGAUAUGCUCAAACGCGGAGCAAAUAGCAAAGGAUCCAAAACGCAAGGGAUUAGAUGAAUU